AUGGCCGAGGCGCAUAUAAGCCCGUCCCACACCUUCAGAUUCCCCGUACCGCCCUCGCCCGCCGACAUGCAGCCCAACGGAACAGGCUCCGUCGUCUCCCCCGUCCCCGACGACCACGAGAAGAUCAUGUCCUACAUCCAGGACCGCCGCGUCCUCGGCUACGACCCGCUCGUGCAGCCCGCCCUGCUCCGCCACGAGAUCGUCUCCACGCCCGAGUCCCGCCUCACCAUCGCUGCAGCCCGCUACGCCGCCGCGCGCAUCCUCGCCGGCCAGGACGACCGCCUGCUCGUCGUCGUCGGCCCCUGCUCCAUCCACUCCCCCGCCCAGGCACUCGAGUACGCCCGCCUCCUCAAGGCCCGCAUCCCCUCCUGGCCCAACCUCCUCAUCAUCAUGCGCGCCUACUUGUGCAAACCGCGGACGACCGUCGGCUGGAAGGGCCUCAUCAACGACCCGGACAUCGACGGCUCCUUCCAGAUCAACAAGGGCCUGCGCCUCGCCCGCCAGCUGCUCUGUGACCUCACCGCCCUCGGCGUCCCCGUCGGCUCCGAGCUCCUCGACACCAUCUCCCCCCAGUACAUCGCCGACCUCAUCUCCUGGGGCGCCAUCGGCGCCCGCACCACCGAGAGCCAGCUCCACCGCGAGCUCGCCUCGGGCGUCUCCUUCCCCAUCGGCUUCAAGAACGGCACGGACGGCAGCGUGUCGGUCGCGGUCGACGCCAUGCGCUCCUCGUCCAACCCGCAUGCCUUCAUGGGCGUCACGGAGCAGGGCCUCGCCGCGAUCGUCAAGACGCGCGGGAACCAGGACGUCCACGUGAUCCUCCGCGGGGGCAGCACAGGCCCAAACUACGAGGCGGAGCACGUCCGCGCCGCGGCGCUCGCGAUCGAGAAAGCGCGUCCGCACGCGCGCCCGUCCAUCAUGAUCGACUGCAGCCACGGGAACUCGCAGAAAAACCACCUGAACCAGCCCAAGGUGCUCGCGUCCGUCUGCGCGCAGCUCGCGGCGGGCGAGCGCGCGAUCACGGGCGCGAUGGUCGAGUCGCACAUCCACGCGGGGCGGCAGGACGUCCCGCCCGCGGGCCCCGGCGCGCUCAAGCACGGCGUGAGCAUCACCGACGCGUGCGUCGACUGGGAGAUGACCGUCGGCAUGCUCGACGGGCUCGAUCGGGCCGUCCAGCAGCGCCGCGACACGCUCAUCGCGCAGGGCCUGAAAAAGCCCACGGGGCGCGCGUCCGACGCGCCGUGA
Sparassis crispa is the source of this 1242-nucleotide messenger RNA. Its product is annotated as Phospho-2-dehydro-3-deoxyheptonate aldolase, tyrosine-inhibited. The coding region runs from base 1 to 1242 and encodes 413 amino acids. The record is from RefSeq and is a predicted model, not a curated record. The transcript is spliced from 8 exons. NCBI's taxonomy places the organism in Eukaryota, Fungi, Basidiomycota, Agaricomycetes, Polyporales, Sparassidaceae. Gene Ontology annotation, biological process: aromatic amino acid biosynthetic process. Gene Ontology annotation, molecular function: 3-deoxy-7-phosphoheptulonate synthase activity. Gene Ontology annotation, cellular component: cytoplasm.